AUGGCGAACCCGAGUGUAAUGACGGGCCAUCUUGCUGAGUUCAACCCUGCCAACCCCGAGAGGUCAGAGACCUACACGGAGUGGGUCGAAUGCUACCUACGUGCAAACCUGAUUACAGAUGACAGCCGCAUGAGAGACAUACUCCUGAGCGUCUGUGGGGAGGCCACCUUCGAGAUCACCAAAGGUCUCUCUGCCCCCACAAAACUCACCGAGAGAACACGAAUCAGACUGAAGGCCAGGCGAGUUCCAUUCGCUCUAAAACCCAAAAUAGAAGCAGAGCUGGACCGACUCACGGCCCAGGGAGUUCUAGAACCAGUGUCUUAUGCGGCCUGGGAAACACCCAUAGUCACGCCAGUGAAGCCAAACGGGGAUGUGCAAAUGUGCGCUGACUACAAGUGCACUAUAAAUAAGGCGCUCCAGGACAAUCCCUACCCCGUUCCAGUGGUGGACAGUGAGUUCAGGCCGUUCGCAUCCCGUAGAGACAAACUAUCCUCCCACAAGGGGUGCAUACUUUGGGGCAGCAGGGUGGUGGUUCCCCCCCCCCACAUGCGCAAACAAGUACUUGAAGCCCUGCACGAAACCCACCCGGGGAUCGUGAGGAUGAAAGCCCUGGCCCGUAGCUAUGUGUGGUGGCCAGGUAUGGAUGAGGAAAUAGAGGGGUGGGUGAGAAGGUGCCAACCAUGUCAAGAGUCCAGGCCCGAUCCGCCCUCCGCACCAGUCCACCGAUGGGAGUCCAACAGGCGGCCGUGGUCUCGUCUACACUUAGAUUUCGCCGGGCCGUACCAGGGUCAAAUAUUCUUCAUCCUGGUCGAUGCCUACACAAAAUGGCUAGAGGUGAUCCCGGUAGCAUCUACCUCCACGGCAGCAGCCGUCAGAGCCUUGCGGAGGGUUUUUUGCACACACGGGAUCCCCGAUACCCUGGUCACGGACAAUGGCACCUCAUUCACCUCCCGGGAAUUCCGGGAGUUCAUCGGGAGAUACCUCAUAUCACACAUUAGGUCCGCCCCCUUCCAUCCAGCCACCAACGGCCAGGCA
Molecule: messenger RNA, 1035 nt
Organism: Heteronotia binoei (common prickly gecko)
Lineage: Eukaryota; Metazoa; Chordata; Lepidosauria; Squamata; Gekkonidae
Exons: 3
Biological process (GO): DNA integration
Molecular function (GO): nucleic acid binding
Source: RefSeq, a predicted model, not a curated record